Phytophthora nicotianae INRA-310 is the source of this 1395-nucleotide messenger RNA. RefSeq lists its product as hypothetical. Gene Ontology annotation, molecular function: mRNA 5'-diphosphatase activity. The transcript is spliced from 6 exons. The record is from RefSeq and is a predicted model, not a curated record. Bases 6 to 1121 code for a protein of 371 amino acids. Gene Ontology annotation, cellular component: nucleus; cytosol. NCBI's taxonomy places the organism in Eukaryota, Oomycota, Peronosporomycetes, Peronosporales, Peronosporaceae. Gene Ontology annotation, biological process: NAD-cap decapping; nuclear-transcribed mRNA catabolic process.
UGAAAAUGACCGAAAAGCGACCCCGCGACGAUGUUGGUGGUGAUGACCGUCGCCAGCAGCGUCCGCGCCCUCACAGAGCACGGGAAUUCUCCUCGCCCCGUUCUUUAAGCUAUCUACGUUUUGCCGUGCCACGCGCCCACGAAUUGUCGCAACAGGGGCGAGUGUCGUUGUCAAAGCCCCGCGAGAUCGCGUACUUUAGUAAAUACGUCGAUGACGAUGUACGCUUCGAUCGGUCCAACCUGUUGGUGUACAAGCAGGCAGAGGUUGGAUCGAAUUUGCUCGAUGGAUUCGAGGAAUACACGGCUAAGGACGAAUCUAACCCGACGGCAUCACCGGCACCUAUCGCUCCGUUAUUGGCAGCAUUGGAGCACUUCCAAGCAGACAAUAAAGAUCGAGAGAGGGCACACUUCGUCACCUAUCGGAACAACCUCAACAAAAUCAUGGGCACACCGUACAACAGCAAGAAUGGUUGGACUUUUGAAGUUGAAAAGCGUUCCGGUUGCGUAUAUUUGGAUGUGCGGAGGACGCAGAAAGACAUCGACAGCAACCGCAAUCCACACGAGAAUCAACGGCGUGGAGCUUUUGCUGGCCGUCGCUUUGAGAUCUACUCCACCCAUCCAAAAGCGGAUGACGAACAGCGAAAAGUGAACGAGGACGAGGAGUAUUGCAGCGUAUCCGCCAUGACGCUGGGUGACAAGCGAUUAGUUGUUGCAGCAGAGAUCGAUUGCUACGAGGAUAAGAGCGGCCAACGGGAGUACAUUGAGCUCAAGACUUUUCGCCUCCUCCAGCGUGAGAACGACCAGUUCGUCUUUGAACGCUUCAAGCUAUUGACGUUCUGGAUCCAGUCCUUCUUGGUGGGCACGCCGAAGAUCGUCUGUGCGUUUCGCAGUGACGAUUUCGAAGUGCGGAAGCUGCAGAGCUUCCGUGUCACCGAGAUCCCGAACUUCUGUCGAAAGCAUUGGACUCCCGUCGUUUGUUUGAAUUUCACGAAGGCGCUACUGGACUGGAUCUAUGAGCAUGCUGACGAGGGUCGAGUGCAUCGUGUCACGUAUAUCCCGCAGCAGCACGUGGUCGAGAUGGAUCUGUCGGCGCAGGAUUCAUUCCUACCAACCCAAAACUGACCGAUUGGAUCGUGUGCAUGGUACCUACGCUGGCUGGUGCUCAAGUUAUCAUUGCACAGACACUUCGAAGGUCAAAUUUGGGGAAACUUCGCCAUGUAGAAGCGUCAAAAGCUGUUGGAUCGUGAAGCGAAAUGUUUGGCGCGUAGGUGAGCCAUCCCAUCUGUGUCGUCCAUCACGAUGUCGCUUUUUGUGGAAUUUCAGAUUCAUUAUCACAGGUAGCUGCGACUAUACUAAUAACUUUAACUGAUGAAUCUCGAAAUAUUACAUAUACAGG